Molecule: messenger RNA, 1147 nt
Organism: Malus domestica (apple)
Lineage: Eukaryota; Viridiplantae; Streptophyta; Magnoliopsida; Rosales; Rosaceae
Source: RefSeq, a predicted model, not a curated record
UAAGUUAUUCCGCAAAUCUCUCUCUCUCUCUGAAAAUCAUGGAAGCUAAAGAGUUCUGUAGGGACUGCAAGCAAGAGACAGACGUCGUGUCCGACCACAGGUCGGGUGACACAAUCUGCACCGUCUGUGGUUUGAUCCUCGAAGCCCGCUACAUCGAUGAAACCGCCGAGUGGCGAAAUUUUGCCGAUCAGAACCCUGAAGAAGACCGGACUCGCGUCGGAAAAGCCUCCGAUCCGUUGCUGGAUAAUGGUGUUCUUUCCACUUGUAUAUUCAAAGAAAAGAAGAAAAACAACAAGAAGGGUACUGAUGCCGAUGGUAAUUUUCCUCCUAAUAAAUGGACCAAUAGGGCUGUAAACCCUAGCAAUUCUCUCCUAAAACCUUUCAAGUACCUCGAAGAGAUGGCCGACCGGCUAGACAUACACGAAGGCGUUCCGAAUUGCAUACUGGAUCAUGCCAAAGGUUUAUACAAGAAGGCCGAUGAUAAGAACUUCUGUAAGGGGAGAAAUUCUAACCCCAUAAUGGCUGCUUGCCUCUUGCUUGCGUUUGAAGAAAGCCAAAUACGCGAACACUAAAGGAAAUCACCAUGGUUGCCAAUGGGCCAUCUAAAAAAGAAAUUAGCAAGAUGAAAGAAGAGUUGAAGAGAAGAUUAGGGAUUGCUUCCAAGAUCAAAAGCGCCAUGGACCUUUGGCCGCGACAUUGUUCGAAUCUUGGUAUUAGUAGUAAAGAUAAGAAGGCUGUGGAAGAAGCCCUGAAGAAUUUGGCAAAUUUUGAUAUUAGGAGAAACCCUAAUUCUGUUGUGGCAGCGGUUAUGUACAUGGUAGUUCAGCUUUCUAAUGGGAAUAACUGUUCUGUUCAAGGUAUUUUAAACUCUUUUUAGUAAGCUUAUUUAUGCAUGUUUUAUAGCAAUUAAGCUUGCAUGGAUCUUUAAUUUAUAUAUGAUUAACUUCUUAAUCUUAGUAAUUAAGAAGCAUAUAUUAGAACUUAAUUACUGGGGAAGAUGGGUAGGAUGAUGGUUAGACUAGGCUAGAGAUUCAGGAUUCGAUACCUUCCUUAUCGUUUCAUUAGGGAGUAGAACAUAAUGAUUUUUGUACAGUGCUAAUAACAUCUCCCCGUUGAUUAAUAAAUGUCGGUUUUUGUUGUACUUUGA